This is a messenger RNA of Gavialis gangeticus (Gharial), 1651 nucleotides long. It is a transcript of the gene RNASEH2B, whose product is annotated as ribonuclease H2 subunit B. NCBI's taxonomy places the organism in Eukaryota, Metazoa, Chordata, Crocodylia, Gavialidae. The record is from RefSeq and is a predicted model, not a curated record. The transcript is spliced from 10 exons. Gene Ontology annotation, cellular component: ribonuclease H2 complex; nucleoplasm. Bases 48 to 809 code for a protein of 253 amino acids. Gene Ontology annotation, biological process: RNA catabolic process; ribonucleotide metabolic process.
CUCCUGCCCCUCCCCCCUCCGUUUCCGGUAUCCCCGCCCCCAGGACCAUGCAGAGGCGGUGGCGCUCGGCGGACGCGCGGCCUGACCAGUGGGUGCUCGUGGCCCCAGAAUCUGUUACUGAACUCCCAGAGAAACCUGGUGGUGGACCUUUGUUUACAAGACUGCGCAAUCCUUGUACAGGAGACGCAGCCCUCUACUUAUUCAAUAGCAGUGCACAGCAGCUGUUUGAAGUAAAAGCUUUUCAUGAAGAAUAUCAUUCUUGGUUUAUAGGUCAGUCUGUUCAACAGGAUGGACGCCUAUUGUUUGCAACGCCAAUGGAUCCUUUAUUUCUUAUACUUUGGUACCUUAUAACAGCGGAGAAAGAGCAAGGAAAGUUUCAACCGCUGAACCAAGUUGUGGUAGAUCCAGAGUUUCCUAGCUGUACAAUGUUACUACAAUGUGCAGGAGUUAAGCAAUUGCUACAACAUAUUACAGAAGAAAAAGAAAUUGGCAGUCAGAAAUUUUACAAAUACAACCAGGAGAAGACAUUGAGGUGGUUAAAGAAAAAGGUCAACCAGACAGUGAAAGUACUUAAAGGCAGCAACGUAUGUGUUGGUGGAAGGGUGCAGUCAGCUACAUUUAUCAGCAGUAAACAAAUCACAGAUGCUGAAGAGGAUUAUCUACGCUAUGCCCAUGGGUUAAUAUCAGAAUAUAUUCCUGAAGAUCUGAGUUUGGAGUUGUCAAAAUACUUACAGCUUCCAGAACUUGCAAGUUCCUCAGCAGAGCCCCCAUUGAAGAUGCCAGUACAAAGACGUCAGAGCAGGAAAUGAAGGGAACAUAAAGAGGCUUGGUUACAUUAUUUUAACUUCUCUUAAUCUCAAAGCAGCUUUUAAAGCCUUUUAUGCACUUUCUAAAAAUGUAUUUUUAACUGGGCACGCCUUAUUCUAAGAAAUGCAAUGCUCAACAGAUAAAUGUUAAAUGAGCAGUGUAUUAAAGUUAUGCUGCUUCAGAUUUUAUAGUUAAUGCCAUAUCAGUCGAUAGGGCCCUUCCAGGAAAGUACUUAAGCACAUGUCUAACUUUAACUUUUAAACACACAAGUAGUCUUCAUGCAAGCAAUGGGACUGCUCCCAUGGUUAAGUACAUUGCUGGAUCAGGGCUGAAGGUCUCGAUCCUGCAGAGUGUUGAGCACGCUGGCCCAAAUCCAGCAAAGCACUUAACACAGAUGUUUACCUUGAAGUAUGUGAGCUACUUAAUUGAUGUGUUUGCAUGUGUAAUACCCAUAAAAAUCCGUCUCAAUGGGAUAACUCGAACGCUGACACUUAAGCACAUGCUUAAGUUUAUUGCUGUGUUGAAGCCAGCAAUUCCCAUUUCAAAUAUGAAAUGAUUUAAAUAUUUCUUUAUAAUUUUGUUUGUUCGUUUUUGGGAAUUUUAUAACAAGUUUUAAAAUGUCAAAAAGUAACAUUUUAAUUGUUUUUCCAUUUCAAAAUUGUUCACUGAAUUCAGCCCGAAUAGUUUAUCAACCUGAACUUGCAUUUUUUCUCUAAAAAAUAUCACUCUGUCCUGAUUGUGUGAAAAUUCUUUAUCCCAACCACUUGAAACUUUAGCAACUUGAUUUAUAUCACUAUACAUUGUUAAAGCUUGUAUCAUCACUUUCAUCAUAAAGGCAGAGCUG